GGGACAACACCUAUAAAAUCCGCAGCCGCUUCGGCCCUUCAGUUCUCUAAGCAUAGCGCGCUCGACACAACCCAGCCUACAGCCCACAACCAUAUCCGUUCAAUCAAUCGCUAUCGUCGAUAAAGAGCAGGCCGUCCCUGAAAUGGAGGUUCAAUCUCAGAAGCCGACACCAACACUUGAGGGUAUGCCGGUCGAGGUCAUGUCACUGAUCUUAACGAGCGUCAAGUAUAAAGCCGAUAACGAAGACGACGAGUACGUGCUCGGCAAUGGUGACCUAUGCAAUAUUCGCCUCGUUAGCCGUCGAGUCUGUCAGACUUCCGAAGAUGCCUUCGCACAACGCUUCUUCAUCUCCCGCAAGCAUAUGCUCUCCCGUACUAGCCUUCAGGCCUUGGUAGACAUAUCUCGUCACCCCGUCUUUAGCAACUACGUCCGGGAAGUUGCCAUUGGACCCGAGCGAGUUAAUGCCCCAGUUAUUGCCAUUUUCGAGACGUUCCUGACAGCGUUUAUGGGAGAAGUAGAAACGGAGGCGUGGAAGGCAAAAUUUGGCCCGCGCCAGGAGAAACUUAUACUGGAGCAGGAGGAAUUCGAUACCAGCGGGCAGGCACUGGAUUUGCUCAAGGUUGCUCUGGAGGGCUUCGAGCACUUGACCAAUAUCCGGCUUGAUUCGUAUCCACGUUCAAACAACGAUGGCGAAUGGACUCGGGCCUGGGGAGCGAAGACGAUCCUCGAGCAAUUGGGUGAGGGUCAAUUCAAUCCGCUAUCCUGGCCAGACACCUGCUAUGCACUCGCAGACGAAGGCGGUUCGGGUCCAAAGCUGCAUCGGCAUUACGACGUCGUCAUCCAGGCCUUGCAGUCCAUCAAAUGCCGCAAAGUCUGGACUAUAGAGGUCAGCCUAGAUUCCGUUGACCUAUGCGUUGAGAAGGAGCCCUUCGUUAUCACGUCUCGCGAAUGGCAUGCCUGCAAGGAUCGUGUGCGUAGCAUCCGCCUUGGAGGGACGACCAAGGACGGACCAACUAUAAUAGGCGCAAACUGGAUGGAUCGGCUUCUUCGAGGGUGUAAGAAUGUGGAGUCGUUGACUUUUACGAAUGAGUGCCGGAUUGAACCGAUCAUUCGUCAAGAAUGGUGGGCCAAUGUCACGAGUCUGACGCUACGGGACUGCCGCGUUCGGAGCUUUGAAUUCCGCAACUUCCUUGUCAAGCACUCAGACACUCUCGAGAUAAUCGUCUGCUCAGGCGUGAGCUUGACGAGGUGGCUCAUGUCAUCUCAAUUUCGCACACAGCCCAGUUCUGUUAAGGAGAUUGACCCGUCAUGGUUUAUCGAGUUCGAAGUCAUGAGGUCAAUGCCCCGUCUACAGAAGUUGGAGCUUUCCAAGCUCUCGUGGUGGAUUGACUACGGGGUUAUCCUCCCGAACCACGAAGAGGACGUGGCGAAGCGUGAGGCACAAGGCGGAAGUGACAGGAUUAUGGCGGAGGGGAGCAACAUUGUCGUUCUAUUGAACCGCGCGAUCCGGGAUCGAACUACUGUCGACAAAGCUCCAAAAGUCCGAGUAUGGUUUUCAGAAGACAAGGUCCGUAAGGACGGCUGCGGUGUAGCGGAAGCGGAUAGCCCUCCAUGAGACUAGGGUUGAGGUGUUCGUCGAAGGCGAUAUGGAAUGCGCUCUCUUGCACACCUGGGCACAAGCUUCGGCUUCGCCCUGUGCGAUGACGAAGAGCACCGGGCCUCUGGGCCUUGCAACGGUGAGAUAGAUCCGGUGUGGCCAGUCGACG
This is a messenger RNA of Trematosphaeria pertusa, 1766 nucleotides long. RefSeq lists its product as uncharacterized. The coding region runs from base 143 to 1615 and encodes 490 amino acids. Lineage: Eukaryota; Fungi; Ascomycota; Dothideomycetes; Pleosporales; Trematosphaeriaceae. The transcript is spliced from 2 exons. The record is from RefSeq and is a predicted model, not a curated record.